AUGUCAUCCUCCCUUGAACAGCUCAAGGCAACUGGCUCCAUCGUGGUCUGCGAUUCUGGCGACUUUGCUACUAUCGACAGAUAUAAGCCGCAGGAUGCUACAACAAAUCCCUCUUUGAUCCUUGCUGCUUCUAAGAAAGCCGAAUAUGCUAAGCUUAUUGAGUCUGCCGUUGAAUACGGCAAAACCCACGGAAAAUCACUCGACGAGCAGGUUGAUUCAGCUCUUGAUCGCCUUUUAGUUGAGUUUGGUAAAGAAAUUUUAAAAAUCAUACCUGGUAAAGUUUCUACGGAGGUCGAUGCGCGCUUUUCAUUUGAUACGGAAGCCUCAGUCAACAAGGCCCUGCAUAUUUUGAAGCUUUAUGAGGAUAUUGGAAUCCACAAAGAUCGUAUCCUGAUCAAGAUCGCCUCCACCUGGGAAGGCAUACAGGCCGCUCGCAUCCUUCAGUCGAAGCAUGGGGUCAAUUGCAAUCUGACCCUCAUGUUUUCAUUGGUCCAAGCUAUUGCUGCCGCUGAAGCUGGUUCUUAUUUAGUUUCACCUUUUGUGGGCCGUAUCUUGGAUUGGUACAAAGCUGCUCAUAAGCGAGACUAUACUGCCGCAGAAGACCCCGGUGUCAAGUCGGUCCAGGGAAUCUUCAAUUAUUACAAAAAACAUAACUACAAGACAAUCGUCAUGGGCGCUUCCUUCCGCACUACCGGCGAGAUUACCGAGCUAGCUGGAUGCGACUACCUGACAAUCUCGCCCAGUCUACUGGAAGAGUUAUACAACUCCACCGAUCCGGUACCCAAGAAACUUGACUCUCAGGCCGCAGCUAGUCUUGAUAUACCUAAGCGGAGCUAUCUCAACGACGAAUCAAGCUUUCGUUUCGACUUGAAUGAGGAUGCCAUGAGUGUUGAAAAACUGCGUGAAAGUAUUUCCAAAUUUGCGGCUGAUGCCGACUCUCUGAAGGAACUGUUGAAGCAAAAGGUCAAAGCUUAG
Penicillium taxi is the source of this 975-nucleotide messenger RNA. Its product is annotated as transaldolase. Gene Ontology annotation, cellular component: cytoplasm; intracellular anatomical structure. Lineage: Eukaryota; Fungi; Ascomycota; Eurotiomycetes; Eurotiales; Aspergillaceae. Bases 1 to 975 code for a protein of 324 amino acids. The transcript has 4 exons. The record is from RefSeq and is a predicted model, not a curated record. Gene Ontology annotation, molecular function: transaldolase activity. Gene Ontology annotation, biological process: pentose-phosphate shunt; carbohydrate metabolic process; pentose-phosphate shunt, non-oxidative branch.